Molecule: messenger RNA, 789 nt
Organism: Verticillium nonalfalfae
Lineage: Eukaryota; Fungi; Ascomycota; Sordariomycetes; Glomerellales; Plectosphaerellaceae
Exons: 1
Coding region: 1-789 (262 amino acids)
Molecular function (GO): protein binding
Source: RefSeq, a predicted model, not a curated record
AUGGACAUAAAACUCAAUACGCCAUUAACACUCGCUGCCAACCAAAACCAGACCACUUGUGUCCGUCUUCUCCUUGAGGCGGGUGCACUGACGGACCCCGAGUUACCCCCUGGAAUCAAGUUCGGUACGCCGCUCAACUGUGCGGCUCGCAAUGCCCCGGAUCCCAUUUUAAUGAAGACACUGCUUGACUUUGGUGCUGAAAUCGAAGCGAGCGGUGUGGACGGCGUCACUCCACUCCUACAUGUUGCAAGGGGUAGCAGUGCUGCGCACGCAGUGCUUCUUCUCGAGUAUGGCGCAAACAUAAAUGCCACUUCGAAAAGCGGGCAGACUCCGCUUACCGCAGCGAUCCAAUACAACAACCAUGGUGCACUCAGCCUUCUACUCGAGCGCUGGUCCGAAUACGUCGAGUGUCCCAGGCUCAAAGGACCUGGCCUCCUGGAAGUCGUAGCCCAGUACGCUGAUGUACGGACAAUACGACUUCUUACGAAAGCGGACCAUCUUCAAACACGCACUGAUAGUUCGUUUAUUUUGAAUCGAUACCAGCAGAUGCUGGAUGCUAGGAAUGAUGCAUCUGAGAAGCUGUCUUCUGCGUUCGAAGACCUGUUGUCGAUCCUCCAAAUAGAUGCUAAACCGGGCGAUGCCAAUAUCCGAAGGGAAAGCGGUCUUCUGAACCCACUUGAUUUCUUGUCAGGCUCUGAGGAGAACACGGACACGGACUCGGAUUGUCUCGUCUUCGAAGAUGCCAAAGAGGACGUAGAUUCCCCUGGCGAUGCUUCUGACCUUGUGUAA